Molecule: messenger RNA, 10665 nt
Organism: Betta splendens (Siamese fighting fish)
Lineage: Eukaryota; Metazoa; Chordata; Actinopteri; Anabantiformes; Osphronemidae
Gene: gramd1bb
Product: GRAM domain containing 1Bb
Exons: 21
Coding region: 4145-7012 (955 amino acids)
Biological process (GO): intracellular sterol transport
Cellular component (GO): endoplasmic reticulum-plasma membrane contact site; endoplasmic reticulum membrane; plasma membrane
Molecular function (GO): sterol binding; sterol transfer activity
Source: RefSeq, a predicted model, not a curated record
UUAGGCUUGUUUCGCAUUCUGUGUGGUCUGGACAUGGAUUUCCUGCUUAUAGAAGUUUGACAGUGUGACACUUUUCUAAACCUGAUUUGAGGCACUUUCCAUCUCGGUGUUGAUGCUGAAAAGCUUGUUGCAGAGGUUCGCCGGCGUUGUGGGAAAUUGCCGGGUAGUGUGCAAACGGCACAGUUUGAUGCGUUCAUACAGAAGGAAGCCUGUACAUUUGCCCGCGCUCCAAGGUAACAAACGCCUGCUGACUUCUUUUUCUAAGUUAGUAACACGCUCGCAGGAAACGAGAGGAAGGUAUUUGCUCCAAAAUACAGGUUUUGUCUCAAAAUACUGUAGCUUCACAACUAGAAUGUCUUGUCAGAGCUUUAUUGGCUAAUAGCUCCUAAUUAUGGUCAUUAAAACAAGUGCUGUCCUGAUUGGUUCGCUUGGUGUUGCAUAGGUUAAAAAGGCUCUUCAGGCCACUUCUGUUAUGUCUAAUCUUUUUUGUUGAAUCACAGUGAAAUAUUCUGCUGCUUUAGGAUCCUAAAUUCUCUGUAUCGUCCCCACCUUGACGCUAUCUGCUGAGCUGAUGGUUGUAAAUGACAGGGACGUGACGCGCAGUCCUGUGAGAAGACUGAACGUCGCAGGGACUGUAAAUUAUAGCAUUCACUCCCGUCUCUCAUAACGCGUCACACUGUCUCGUUCCCCUCGAAGCGCUGGACCGGUUUCCAUAAUCAAGCGAGGCUCCUUUCAAAGAGGCUCCACAGAUGAGACCCAACGAGCAGGAAGAGCCCCUGUGAUGAUGAGGAUGGUCGUGAUGUACUGCAGGUAGUAUUUUAGGACUAGCUUUGUUUAAAUGUUUAUUCGUGGUCUGUUAACGUGCCUCGGAGCUUUGUAGCCGUCCAUGUCACUUCUCUGUAAAUAAGAAAUUACCGUUAUGACGCACAGCUUAAAAUAACCGCGCUCCAGUAUUUAACUUCACCCGGUGAAUGACUCCCCCCGACCGAGAAAGCGCCGCCUGCUUCCAAUGCAGUCGUUCACAGCAGGAUGCGCGUUUUCAUUCCUGACAGCGAGCGGCAGUGCAAUCAGACAACAGUCCCACUCCAGCAUUAGUAGGACUUCCACAUCAGAUUAGCACAGGGGGGAGAGGAGCCACGGCGGGUGAGGCAGAGUUCGGCACCCUGCGGAGCGCGGUCGUAGGAGGGAGGCCGGCUGUUUGGUGGAGGCGAAGCAGGUCUGGGGCUCCGUGACCCCUCCUCUCCCUUGUAUUGCACAGAUGCUGCACCAGCACCAAAGCUCUGUUUCACUUCCAGCAGAUUAAACCGUCACGAGCCAUUCUCCAUCUCAUCCCUGUGACUUUUGGGCCAGCAGCAAACCUCUGUUAGAACAGCCAUAUAUCACAUCGUAGUCCUUGUUCUGUACGUUAAUGCCACGGCUUAGUAUCAGAUACUUUUAUUCAUGUACAGUUAUCUUAGAAUAAUAAAUAAUCUACUUUUGAUGGUUUGAUUUGUUGAAGGUUGUUGGUUGUAGGACCUGCUUUGACAGGCUUUGUUAUUGUUGCACGUCACGCGGCACUUCAACCGUUACGCAUGGCUUUGACUGGUGGGUGCGUGUCUUUCAGGGGGGGCUUCGUCUCAUCAGCGUUAGCAUGCCGCUGUAAUCUCGCGGCCACAGUCUUUGACAGCGCGCUGACAGAGACACUGUGCUAAGAAUAGAGGGCCGCGGAACAAUGGAGCUGAACUUUGAUGGUCAGUGAUGACGCAUGAAAGGCCAGCGAUCGCAUGGCUGUUUGGUGCCGCCUUGGCUGUGAUGGAAAACUUCCCUUUAGCUGCUCUGUAUACUACUAUACUAUACUACAGUUACUGUGGUCACAUGUGCAGCGUAAAUCCUCUCGGCCUUGACUUCACUUCCUCAUGUGAGUCGUCCACCGGUACCAGCGAUGAUCCAGACGUGUUCAACUGUAACAGGAUGCGUUCUGUCCUGCCAUGACUUAUGCAUAAUGUUUUCCCACCUCAGCGCACAGACUCCAGGUCAGAUUGUGUGUCGCUGUUCACUAAUGCUUUUACUCAAAGAAAAUCAGUUAGCUUUUGUAACAUGUGCAAUAAAUAGUUGAUUUAGUUUUAUCAUUGUAUCUAUUCCCAGUACAGUUGCUACGCUGGUCUAAUGGUGAUCACAAUUAUUAUUAUUACUUCAAGUAAUCACACCAUGAAAUAAAUUUCAUAUUAUUUUAUAUCAGCAGUCUCCAGUUUGUUUUUUAAGGCCAUGUGUUUGGAUGAGACAUACAGUUUGAGCUUUAUACUCAUUCAGGCUGCUGCUUUAAAACCCUCUCUCAAAAUCUGUAGUCAUAGCAAGUAACAGUAUCUUCUGCACUGCAGUCACAAAAGUUGCCUAAUUCGACUUUUACGAUUUCUGGAGCAGAGGCCAGAUGGGAACUUUCUUAUCCGUUGCAUUUCAAAGAAAGGCUUAAAGUACAUGAAUCUAAGUCAAAGCUGUAUUUAAUAAUUAUAUAAGCUUUUCUUUUCAAAGAGGACUUAUUCUCUUUUCAAUUCAAUUUUAUUUAUGUAGCGUCAAAUCACAACAGAGUUAUGUCAAGGCACGUUGCAAGGUGAGGUUUAAGACCUUAUACAAUUAAACACAACUAUUCCCACACACAGCAAGGCUUUCAUUGUAUUUCUUGCAAACUGACAGCAGUGGAGAGGGAGAAAGCUCCAGCAGAACCAGGCUCAAUGCAGGCGGCCAUCGGCCUCGACCGGUCGGGGUGAGACAAGCAGCAGCAGAGCUCAGGCAGGAAGGUUUUUUCAUUUCGCUAUGCUUAAAACAACCCUCUGCUGUUUGAUUGUCACCUCUUAAAUGGCCCAGCUGAGAAACCCAUAUGUGCAAUAUGAGCAAUUAUUCUAGUGGUGCUAAUGACACAGGCUAAGAAAAGAACACAGAUGGUUGCAUUUACAGCUGACUUUGUGUUUGCUCCUUUGGCUCAGGAUCUAAAACUAGAAUCUCACAAUCUCUUUGUUACUGUUCUAUUGUGUUUCUAUUUAUUUACUUACCUAUUUACCUAAAAACUGAUGAGUCAUGGACUUUUGCCUCCUUAUGGUGUGGUGUUCGUAUAUGCAGGCGGUGCGUAUGAUGGUGGUAGAUGUAGUCGGGCUGGUGAGUGGUGGUGGGUAGCAGUGUAGCUUUAGCUGGUCAGGAUGACACAGCGUGAGUGUGUGGUAAUGACUGGUGUGUGUGUGUGUGUGUGUGUGUGCGUGCGUGCGUGCGUGGCUGCUUAACCUUGCUUGUGGCUUGCAGUCCUAUCACCUCCCCCUCUAACUUGUAGGCGCUAAGGACGCGGCGGCAGCGACGCUCUGGGGCUCGGCACCGACCUCACCCGCCACGGACGCCGCCCGGACCCACACUGUCCUUCUCCGCUGCAGCGGCGCCAAAAUGUAGCAUCGCAACCACGCGCUGCCAUCAGCUGUACAACAUCAGCAGCAACACUCAAGGGCUCACAGUCGGUGCCUUUCUUUUCAACGCUAGCAAAAGCGGCCAAGGUGGCGGUUUAGGCAGCUCUAUAGCCAACAUAUGUGUGUGUGUGUGUGUGUGUGUGUGUGUGUGUGUGUGUGUGUGUGUGUGUGUGUGUGUGUGUGUGUGUGUGUGUGUGUGUGUGUGUGUGUGUGUGUGUGUGUGUGCGCGCGUGAGUCACCUGCCGGUCCCUGGGGAGAACUAGCAAAAGGGUUGUGUUACACUCCCUGACAGGCCUUAUACAUGUUUCAUCUGCUGCUCUCAGAACAGAAGACCCCUUUGUUAUCCAAUCCCCGGACUUUACUGCCACAGGACCGCUCUCCACAGUCUGCCAGCGUGCCACUGAGCAGAUAGAGCACAUAUCAAGCAACGGCUGAGGAGCAGCUCCAGGACCGUAUCUACUAUCAGGACUCCGUAGCUCUAAAUCACUGGCUGGAACCUGGAAAUGCUUUUAAAAUGACAGGACGAAUUACCGGAGCUGUGCCAGGUUAACCAAAGGUUUUAGGCUCUACAGCACCUAUUAUGUCAUCGCUUUAGCACUGAAACCUGUUAUAGCAGAGAGUCAAGCUCCAGAACUGCGACAUCUCAAAAAUUCUCAAAAAAAAGAAAAGGACUAGAAGUUGAGGGGCGGUUUUUGCCUUUUGAUGAGCUGCUCGGCAUCAUGAGCGACACUCUGAGGCCUCCGUCGCUGCAGGUGAGUGUCCCGAGCGACGGCCCCGCGUACUCGGACGGCGGGGGCCACGCCGUGUCCGACGGCUCCGUGCGCUCCAGCUCGUCCACGCCGACGCUCCGGCGCAAGCGCUUCAAGAUGCGGCGCAUGAGGAACGUGCCCAGCGAGAGGGAGGCGGAGCGGGGCCGCCUGGGCCAGGCCCGCGGCCCGGCCCGGUCCCGCUCGGGCUCCAAGGAGUACCUGCAGCUGCCGUCCAUUGAGAUCACGCCGUCCAGCGACGAGGACGCGCCCUCCUCCUGGUCCAGCUGCUCCACGCCCAGCGCCUCGCCGCGCCGCAAGCGCUUCCUGCUGAGGAAGUGGCUAAAGGUCAGGGAGAAGAGGGAGCAAGGCAGUGAGAGCAGCAGCCAGCAGAGCAGCCAGCAAAGCAGCCAGCAGAGCAGCCAGCAGAGCAGCCAUGAGGACGACAGCACUCGCUUCCUAACGCCGCUGAUCCGAGAAGAGAGGUCUGACAGUGCAGCGGAUAAAAUCGGCACUGCCAGUAACUCAAACAAGAGCACGCCCGCCUGCUCGCCAGUGCUGCGGAAACGCUCGCGCUCGCCCACGCCCCAGAGCCAGGAGGGCGAGACCAUGGUGGAGAAGGGCUCCGACCACUCCUCCGACAAGUCCCCCUCCACGCCUGAGCAGGUCGUCCAGAGAACGUACUCGGUGCAGUCGGCGCGAAGCGGGGGCAAGAACUCCAAGAAGAGCCAAAGCUGGUACAACCAUGAACGACAGCACAUCCUGAGAGUGCUGAGCCCCACAUACAAGCAGCGCAAUGAGGACUUCAGGAAACUCUUCAAACAGCUCCCUGACACAGAGAGACUCAUUGUGGACUACUCGUGUGCUCUCCAGCGGGACAUCCUCCUACAGGGACGACUCUACCUCUCAGAGAACUGGAUCUGUUUCUAUAGCAACAUCUUCCGCUGGGAAACCUUGCUGACCGUGCGGCUAAAGGACAUCUGCUCCAUGACGAAAGAGAAGACCGCCCGCCUCAUUCCCAACGCCAUCCAGGUCUGCACAGACACAGAAAAGCACUUUUUCACCUCAUUUGGAGCCAGGGACCGGACGUACAUGAUGAUGUUCCGACUGUGGCAGAAUGCGCUGCUGGACAAGCCCCUGUGCCCCAAGGAACUGUGGCACUUUGUUCAUCAGUGCUACGGCAACGAGCUCGGCCUGACCAGCGACGACGAGGACUACGUCCCCCCCGAUGACGACUUCAACACCAUGGGGUUCAGCGAGGAGAUCCCCAACGAAGAGAACGAGAUCAACAACGACAGCCUGGUUAAGACCAGCGCCGAGGCCAAACCCGAGGGCAGCCCUCCCCUGCUCCACAAGAAGGUCAUCGCUAACAGCACCAUCCCCCUCCCCGGCAGCAACGACGCGCCUCUCGCCUUCGAGCUCCCGACGGAGGAGUUCGCCGACUGCCUGCCGGACGGCGAGCUGCUCGCCGUGCCCCUGCUGGUGGAGGAGAGGGCCGGCGACGCCAGCGGGCCCGGCGGCCCGGCGCCCUCGCCCUCACUGGACUUCAACGACAACGAGGACAUCCCCACGGAGCUCAGCGACUCCUCCGAGACCCACGACGAGGGCGAAGUGCAGGCGUUCCACGAGGACCUGAACGGCAGGCAGCACAUCAACGAGGUCUACGGCUUCAGCGUGGACAAGCUCUACGACAUCCUCUUCACCGAGUCGCAGUUCAUGAGCGACUUCAUGGAGCAGAGGCGAUUUUCAGAUGUGGUCUACCACCCGUGGAAGAAGGAGGAGGCGGGGAACCAGACGAGAGAAAUCAUGUACACCAUCUCUCUGUCCAACCCCCUGGCUCCCAAAACUGCCACGGUCACGGAGACACAGACGCUGUACAAGGCCAGUCAGGAGAGUGAGUGCUACAUCAUCGACGCCGAGGUCAUCACACACGACGUCCCCUACCACGACUACUUCUACACGCUCAACCGCUACAUGCUCACCAGGGUGGCCAAGAACAAGUGUCGGUUACGGAUCUCGACUGAGCUGCGCUACAGGAAGCAGCCGUGGGGGCUGGUGAAGGGCUUCAUCGAGAAAAACUUCUGGAGCGGCUUGGAGGAGAACUUCCGCCAUCUUGGUAAAUAUAUGAUUCAUGAGCAGUACAGUGACAUAGAAGGUAUGAACAGUGUGAACCCACGGAUCAGAUGUUACUGCUCUCCGUCCCUCUCAGAGCUGGCGUUGUCCAAGCUGGAGGAGAUACUGAUCGAGUCCCACCGGCUGUCGCCCAAGACGAAGGCGGUGAAGAACUCCACGGUGCGGCGGAAGAAGAGGCCGCUCCCCCACAUGCGCAGCCAGCACCUGGACGAGGCGCUGAGCCCCGUUACCACGCCGACGGACGAGGAGGUGAUCCAGAGAAUCAAGCAGGUGGCGGGCUCCACGCAGACCAGGCACCAGAGCCCGGAGCACCAUCACCUGCCCGGAGGCUUUGCCCUGUACAGCGUGUCCAAACUGCUGCUCAUCAUCAGCUUUGUGAUCUGUAUAAGCCUGGUCCUGCUGGUGUUCCUCAACAUGAUGCUCUUCUACAAGCUGUGGAUGCUGGAGUACUCUGCACAGUCCUUAACCACCUGGCAAGGACUGCGGCUCCACGAAAGUAAACUGCCGCAGACGCAGAUGGAGUGGGCGCAGCUCCUGGAGGCGCAGCAGCGUUACCAUGACGCCGAGCUCCAGAAGUGGAGGGAGAUCAUCAAGUCGUCGGUGGUGCUGCUAGACCAGAUGAAAGACUCUCUGCUGAACCUCCAACGAGGCAUCGGCCUCAGAGACUACAGCUCCGAGGCCGAGGAGAAGAGGAGUCGCUAUCACUGACGUCGCGCUGCGAAGGCCGCGAGGGCAUGCUGUGCAAUAUAGGACCAGUUUUGUUUGUGGACCACGACGCGGGCAGCAGCGAGACGGAAGCACGGAAGGACACACACACACGCACACAGAGGAACUGAAGUGUCCCCAACGUCGCUGAGGUAUCGCGGGGAGGUGGGAGUCUCCCCUGAACCUGUGGGGGAGCAGCUUCCCUCCUCUCUCCUCUUUUCUAAGUGCAUCUCUCUGUGAUAAAAAGGAGCGUGGCAGAGAGAAAAGAAACUACUGCAUGCAUUUACACAACCUAGCUCCCCUCAGUCAGUGUUAACGUGGUCCAGUUCCAGUCUAUGUGUGUCAAAAAAAAAAAAGAAGAAGAACAGAAGACAAGGAGAGGUGGAUUCUGAGAGGAGGGGGGGUGGGGGCGUUCGAGUCCCAGUGGCUCUCUGCACUCUCUCGACUGUUCCAAAACCGAUCGCCCCCUAGAGGUCCUCGCUGCAGCGUCCCUUUAAGGCGUCGUCCCGCGGCUCAAAGGGAAAAAGAAGUAUUGUAGCUCCGUGCAUCUUGCCUUGUGUGACCCUGGUCUGUCUGGUGUCUGUCGGGGCUGGUCCCCCGUCAGGCCGCUGUGUCCAAACCCACAGUCCACAUUUUACACGAGCAGCCGCCGCGGUACAGGCGUGACAUCACAUUAUUCCUCAUCCUUGCAAUUAACUAGAAUGUAUUACCUGGACAAACACACCAGACUGACUGAAAGCUGAAGAAGAGAUGCUGCAGCCAGGAGAUCUGUGUUCUUAUGUUUUAUUACUCGACUCUGAGUAUUUCUCUUUAAAGAUGUUUAAAAUUAGACAGAAUUCUAUGAAUAUAUUUGAAAUAUAUAAGGAUAUUUCAUUAUUUAAUAUAUAUAUAUAUUUCAAAAUAUAUAAACAUUACCUAUAUUUAUUGUUAAUUUAUGUACAUAAAGAAAUUAUCAGAGCUCUAGAGCAGCGAGAGAAUUUCUAACAAAAGUGUUUUCUUCUAAAAAUGCAUGCCAGAUAUGUCUGUGACAUGUCCAGUGUGCAAGUAUGGUUCUGCAUUUGCGCGAUUAUAUUCGCGUAUGAGUGAGUGAGUCAGUGAGCGAGUGAAUGAGUGAGUGAGUGAGCGAGCGAGCGAGUGAGUGAGGGUUAUGUGUGCAUGUGGUGUAACGUGUGACAUUUGUACCAUUCCACACCUGUUGAGUUCCAUAACGUCUUUGUGUUUCCUGGCUCCUGACACCAGGCUGCCUUUUUGUUAGCGCUGAUGCACGGGGACGCCGCCAUGCAUUAGCCCCACCAGGGUGUGGUUUACGAAUGAGGAUUUUGCCCUAAAAUGAUGUGCAGCAUUUGAGAACAAAGUUUCACCUACUGUCACAAAAUCAUUGAUUGCUUAAAUCGAUUAUUGUCACUUUUCACAUACUACAAUUCAAAAUCCUGCAUUUCAAUAAUAGUUUUUUCCCCUUUUCAACAUUUUGGAGGUUAACUCUGUGAGCAGCACUUUGCUCAUGCCACAACACCACUCCUUUCCUUUAUGUUGACAGUAACAUAUGAAGAUUGGCACCUCUCUCGUGCUGGUAGACUAAACAAAGCCUGCAGCCGACAGCCGCUCGGGCGGCCUCACACGCUCCUCCACCGUUUCCAGUCUUUAUGUGGGGCUAACCUCUGUUAGCGCCACUGACCAGCGCCCAGCUGACCUUAGCUUAGCAUAAACAUCUGGCCCGGCGGGUUUUUACCGCCGUCUCCAUUCUGCCUCCUGAGUUGCACAUAUGACGCUUGUCUCAAUCCUCUCAUGUGUUUCUCCACAAGAAAGCUGCAAAAUGUUUAAUUUACAGAGUUUAAUCUCCCCCUUCUGCAUUUCAAGCAUCUGUUUUUGGUGCAAUGAAAGCAUGAGAAUUAACUUUAAGCACCUAGAACGAACCAAAAGAAAGAAGAAAUGUAUAUUGUUGUGUUGAGCGAAGUAUUUAUCACGUUUGUCAUGUAUCACAGCUGAGCGACGAAAGCACAUCCAAAAAGGCAAAACUUCCUUGUGUGAAAAGAAGUGAAAGUGAAGCACUUUAAUGCGUUUUCAGGUACCGAGUGAUAGAGGAGAUAGUUUUGAGGUAACUGCAGGGCUGAUGACUUGAGUGUUUGGUUUGUUUUAACAACCACGCUGUUGUUUGAAUCUCCAUAGACAUGCUUUUAAACCCACUGUUUCUUGUUUUUACUUUCAAAUUUUGUUUUGGCCCUAAGAAAAUGAUGGAAACACGUGCAUCUUCCCCGAACACGCAGAGCGACACCCUUCUGAGUGAGCAGCGUCUUUUCUGUGUGCCUGUACGUCGUGUUACUGACUGACCCCAGAGCAGCUUCAGGACCGGACCCCCCACUGUGUGAGUGAGCGUGACGUUUGGAGGAAGGCGUCGAGUCUUGGGACUGAAUGUGAGCGGCUGGAGAGGGUUUCUGUUUUAUGGAAACCACCUUCACAACCCCCGACGGCACUGACAGAUGAUAGUGACGCCAUCGUCACGUAAAGUUGUAUCAGAAAUUAUUCACACUCUUUCACUUUUUGCCAAAGCCCAGGCUUAAAGAUGGCAGCUCGCAGGCACACAAAGGCAGAAAUGGAACUGACCAGUGUCCAAAAAAGCAAAGGGGUCUGAAUCGUUCUUGCAUCAGCUGUGUAUGAUGGUACAGGAAUGUUAUAUAUAUAUAUAUGAAAAUGUGACUGAAAUGCUUUAAAGAGUUUAUCUUUCAAACUGUGUGGCGAAAGGUUUAUUUUUCUUUCUUCGGAUGCUUGAAUUACAUUUUUUGUCUUAAAAUGCAAAAACAUCCUCUGCUGUUUUGAGGGAGACGUUGAUCAGGUUGGUUUUAACGCCACGAGUGAAGCAAUUCUAGUAACACAGGACCUGAGUUGACUUUCAUCGCACAUGCUGUUUUAUUUACCGCCAUCAUUCCAGACAAAGGCACAUGUUUCUCAUUAAUACCAACAAUCUUAACUUGAAUCUUGAAACUCACAAACUCUGCAAGACCUGUGUUUUUUUUGUGUUUGUUUUUGUUUUCCUCCUCUGGCGUGCGCACACACAGUGUUGUGUGUUCGAUGAAUGUUUGUAUGACUGCUAGCGCUGCACAGCUGUGGAACCAAGGCGACCUGAGAGUUCUUGAUGCCACUGUUUAGUCACUGUCAACAAAAUGGUUUGUGUUGCUCCAUUGACUGUAUUAUUUGGCAUUCGCCUUGCUGACCCAGAGUCAGCGGGAAACUAGUGCCACCCAUGCAUCGCAGUACUAACUCACAGCCUUUGGUUAACACACAUACACACACAACCUGGAAACAACCACUCAUUGAGUUCAUAGCAAAUGCUCCUCUUCAAGUGUGUCUUGAUAAAAAAAAAACAUGUACUGGUGUAGUUCUGUUCCAAAACAAUUCUUCUGUAUGUUGUUUUUUUUUUUUUUAGAAAAUGUUUUGAUCUCUACAGAGACUUUUAGUGAAAUUUAUACAUGAGAUAAAUAUACUGUAAGUAUAUGUUGUGUAUAUCUGCAGUGCGCACACAAAGAUGAAAAUCCAGCCUGCGCUGCGCGUGGGUUUUGACUUGCUGAUGACUUUGCCUCAUAGAGACUGAAGAUAAAAGUGGCUUUCCGGUUCAUGUGAAGUAGAGUUUGGAAAUAUGAAUAAAAAAAAUACUGAUCAAA